Messenger RNA from Photinus pyralis (common eastern firefly), 1394 nucleotides. RefSeq lists its product as uncharacterized. The record is from RefSeq and is a predicted model, not a curated record. The transcript has 4 exons. NCBI's taxonomy places the organism in Eukaryota, Metazoa, Arthropoda, Insecta, Coleoptera, Lampyridae. The coding region runs from base 153 to 1157 and encodes 334 amino acids.
UGUAACGUGCGACCGGCGCCAUCGGUGGACACGUGAGUCAGUCAGUCACUUGUUAGCUUUUGUUUGUUGUGGCACUCGUUUCGAUGUUCUUAAGGUAGGCAGCGCGUGCCUAUCAAUUACGUUCGAAAAGUGCGCGAGUUUUCGUCGCCGCUAUGGACGAAGGGACCCUUUCGCCCUUAGCCGCUCCGUACAUUCUCAACGUAAAUGAGCAAGGCGAUGAGGGAUACGCCGGAGAGUCCCGCGGCCAAGUGCUGCAACGACAGUGGGUAACGUUGACAGCUAGCAUGUGGCCAGAGCCCACUGCCUCGCCGAGGGGCUGGAGACUAUCGAGCGAUCGACUGCCUUUGUUUGUUGCCGUUUUUUGUGGGGCCGCCCUCGUGGUGUGCCUACUCUUUGCCUUCAUCAUUUACCGUUGUUGUAUUAUGCCUAAGCGGGAUAAGCAUUACUGUCUGCGCAAAGCGGACGGAGGACCGCCCACAACACAAGUGCCUCAGGGCGCUCCUCCUGCUUAUCCCAGCCAGACAGCCGUAUACGCCGAAGCUAAGGGUUGCUCGUGGGGCUACAAUAAUCGCCUGGUGACGCAGAAUCCUAGUCAAGGAGGCCAAUGGGUUUACGGCAGUAGAGGAAUUGGGGGACCACAGUGUACGCAGUGUCCGGGAAUCUGCCCGGUGCCUCGCAGUAGCAGCAAUCCCGGUCCGAAUACGGAGCAAAACCAAACGCACGCGCUCCGAAAGCAGCGGCCGGUCAGUCAGCCGAUACGAUUCGGUCCGUGCGAUAUUACGGGAAACGGGGAACUUGCUCACACCAAGCACGCCCCGAUGCCGGAAAUAUCGGAAUUUUCGCCGCAAGCUACUCAGUAUGCUUCUAGCAGUAUUUUAGACGAUGUAAAUGGAAAGGAGGAAGGCGCAAGCGCUCUAAAAACCAGAAGUCUUCCAGCUUGGGUCAGAUCGAAACCCAGGCCGCUAUCGACAGAGGACGACCUCGACGAUCUGUACGCGAAGGUCAACUUCAGUAAAAAGCGGAAAAACCGCAUGAGAAACGACGAGGCGGCGAUAAUCGCCCUUAGCAAAUCGAGAAGUCAAUUUUUGCACAAAGAUACGGAUUCGCUCGUCGACAACGAGGCGGUUAUCGUCUACGACGAACGUACCGCUUUAUAAGGAAAUUCUUAUUUUUAGCGAUUUGAUACUUCAUCACAUAUCCCCGUUAUACAUUUCCUAAUGUACUUACGCUAAGUCUCCCAAAAUUGUGACUAGUACUACGUAUCGAUAUCCAAACAUUUGUUCUGUGAUAAUUUUAUUAAUUAGGUAUACACUUUUUAUUAUAUAAUUUAUUAAAUGACGUAGUUGGGUGUGCAUGCGUUAGAGUGAGCUGCUGAAUAAAUUAUUUAUAAUAAU